Molecule: messenger RNA, 3672 nt
Organism: Lynx canadensis (Canada lynx)
Lineage: Eukaryota; Metazoa; Chordata; Mammalia; Carnivora; Felidae
Gene: MAF
Product: MAF bZIP transcription factor
Exons: 3
Coding region: 812-1981 (389 amino acids)
Biological process (GO): lens fiber cell differentiation; regulation of transcription by RNA polymerase II
Cellular component (GO): nucleus
Molecular function (GO): DNA-binding transcription factor activity, RNA polymerase II-specific; RNA polymerase II cis-regulatory region sequence-specific DNA binding
Source: RefSeq, a predicted model, not a curated record
UUGCUGGAUCAGAGGCUUUAAAAUCUUUUUUCAUCUUCGAGCUGUGGCUCGGGCUGCUCGUCGGCUCGGCCUCCCCCCUUUUGCUCUCUGCCUCGCCUUUCCCCAGGACUUCGCUAUUUUGCUUUAAAAAAAAAAAAGGCAAGAAAGAACUAAACUCCCCCCCUCCCUUUCCUCCAGCCGGGCUGCACCUCUGUCUUGCACUUUGCACGGAGAGAGCGCGUGAGGGAGAGAGAGGAAAGGAAAGAAAAAAAAAAAUAAUAAAAAGAGAAGGCGAGAAGCAUGAAGUGUUAACUCCCCCGUGCCAAGGCCCGCGCCGCCGGACAGCCGCCCGCCGCGCCUCCAGCCCCGAGCGGCCGCCGCGCGCGCCCCGCCUGCAGCCCGGGCCGGCGAGGCGAGCCCUCCUUAUGCAAAGCGCGCAGCGGAGCGGCGAGCGGGGGACGCCGCGCACCCGGCCGGGCUCCUCCGGCUUCGCCGCCGCUGCCGCCGCCGCCGCCACCGCAGCCCGCGGAGGACCUUCCCGAGCCUGAAGCCGCCGGCUCGGCACGCACGGAGGCGAGCAGGCGAGGAGGGGCCGGGGCGAGCGAGCGAGCACAUUGGCGUGAGCAGGGGGGAGGGAGGGAGGGCGCGGGGGGCGCAGGCAGGGCGGGGGGUGUGUGCGCGCUCGGAGCUUUCGGGCCAGCCACCGCCGCGCGAGCUAGAAGCGCCCCAGCCCGGCAAGCUGGCUCACCCGCUGGCCACCCAGCACAGCCCGCUGGCCCCUCUCCUGCAGCCCAUCUGGCGGAGCGGCGGCGGCGGCGGCGGCGGCAGGAGAAUGGCAUCAGAACUGGCAAUGAGCAACUCCGACCUGCCCACCAGUCCCCUGGCCAUGGAAUAUGUUAAUGACUUCGAUCUGAUGAAGUUUGAAGUGAAAAAGGAACCGGUGGAGACCGACCGCAUCAUCAGCCAGUGCGGCCGUCUCAUCGCCGGGGGCUCGCUGUCCUCCACCCCCAUGAGCACGCCGUGCAGCUCGGUGCCCCCUUCCCCCAGCUUCUCGGCGCCCAGCCCGGGCUCGGGCAGCGAGCAGAAGGCGCACCUGGAAGACUACUACUGGAUGACCGGCUACCCGCAGCAGCUGAACCCCGAGGCGCUGGGCUUCAGCCCCGAGGACGCGGUCGAGGCGCUCAUCAGCAACAGCCACCAGCUUCAGGGCGGCUUCGAUGGCUACGCGCGCGGGGCGCAGCAGCUGGCCUCGGCGGCCGGGGCCGGCGCCGGCGCCUCCCUGGGCGGCAGCGGCGAGGAGAUGGGCCCCGCCGCCGCCGUGGUGUCCGCCGUGAUCGCCGCGGCCGCCGCGCAGAGCGGCGCGGGCCCGCAUUACCACCACCACCACCACCACCACGCCGCCGGCCACGGCCACCACCACCACCCGACGGCCGGCGCGCCCGGCGCCGCGGGCAGCGCGUCCGCCUCGGCCGGUGGCGCGGGCGGCGCGGGCGGCGGUGGCCCGGCCAGCGCCGGGGGCGGCGGCGGAGGCGGCGGCGGCGGCGGCGGCGGCGGCGGCGGGGGCGCGGCGGGGGCGGGGGGCGCCCUGCACCCGCACCACGCCGCGGGCGGCCUGCACUUCGACGACCGCUUCUCCGACGAGCAGCUGGUGACCAUGUCGGUGCGCGAGCUGAACCGGCAGCUGCGCGGGGUCAGCAAGGAGGAGGUGAUCCGGCUGAAGCAGAAGAGGCGGACCCUGAAAAACCGCGGCUAUGCCCAGUCCUGCCGCUUCAAGAGGGUGCAGCAGAGACACGUCCUGGAGUCCGAGAAGAAUCAGCUGCUGCAGCAGGUCGACCACCUCAAGCAGGAGAUCUCCAGGCUGGUGCGCGAGAGGGACGCGUACAAGGAGAAAUACGAGAAGUUGGUGAGCAGCGGCUUCCGAGAAAACGGCUCGAGCAGCGACAACCCGUCCUCUCCCGAGUUUUUCAUGUACCCAAGGGAAUCCUCUACAUCAGUGAUGUGAAAAACCCUGUUGCCUGAAGUCAAAGAGGUGUGGUGGACAGAGUGAUCGAUUGGGUUUGAGGAAACCUCACAUCUUUCGCCUUAACCAGCAUGCAUCUCCUGACUCAUGGAGCCAGGCCUGAUGUUAGAACAUCACGCAUUUUGGGUGAAGCUGUACAACCAGCAUCCGUGGUCGUUGGCCAGCUUUCCCUGGGCCUCGUAAACAUUCCAAAUUUACAGACUCUUAGGAUUCACUCCAUACUCACAUUUGGAAAGUUUGGUGUCCCGUCAAAACACAGUAUGUCCCGCCCCCCACCCCCGUAUCCAAAUGUGACUUUGGAGCCACCGCCCGCUUCGAUUAUAGGCAGAAGGAAAGAGUGAGAGACGGGUGGGAGGCAGAAAUCUCAUUCUCCUCUAAAAAAAAAAAAAAAAAAAAAAAAAAAAAAAAAAAAGAAAUUAAGAUAUUUAAAUCGGUUCUCAAUUGUAAGCAUCCCAGAGUGAAUUUAAUAAUGAAACCUCUUCAUUUAGAAAGUGAGUCUGACACUUGUACCCCAACAAUUAUUUAGUGUCAUUGUUUUAUGUGUUCUUGUGACCUCUUAUUGGCUAAUGGAACAAAGUUUGAUUUUUUUUUUUUAUUAAAAACUUGCUUGCUGAAAAAUCUGCAUGAAAUACAGUUUUUGAUUUCUGGAGAAACCGAGGAGGGGGGCAAAAGUCACACUGUCAAAAUGCUACUCUUUGCGAAGGAGACACUUUAAGGAUCCAGUGAAUCUGAGAGUGUUGGAAAGCAGAACCCUACUUUCCCCCCUUAUUCAAAAAUAGUGUCAGAUUGCUUACUUUUACACACUGCUUGAAUAACCUGACUGUGAAUAUGUAACUAUGAUUUCUCUCCUAGCCUUGCACGGAAUUAACCUUUUCCUGAAUAGUUCUCGCACACAGAUUUUACCUUGAUGUAUAUGUACCUUGGGGAUUAAUCUGAGUGUCCACACAUGUACACGUACUUCGAAUACUUUAUUCCUCUCGUUUUUAUUCCCGUCUUUUGUCUGUGUCUUUAUAAUUGCAACUUGAAAGCCAUCUAUUAAAUGUGAUGAUCUAGGCUCACUGGCAUGUUUUGUUACAUGGAAACCAUCCAUUCUGAGCAAAGAGUUAAUGAACUUUUAAGGCAAGGUUCACACUGGUCCUGACCCUCCUGGUAAUUUUUCAUAUAAGGUUACGGGUGGGAGAGAAAUCAAAUUUCAUCUGUGAAUUUGAUUGACAGGUGAGAGCAAGGAAGAGAAAGGCAUUUGGUCAGAUGGGGAAUCUUGGGGUAGGAGGACAAUUCCUCUGAGUUACUCCGGGAUAUUAGAUAUUAUAAGCGGAUAUAUGAAAAGUUCAAUACUUGAUACUCUUGGGAGAGUUACUUAGUGUAUAUUCAGAGAGUCACUUUGGCUAAGGGAUUUCAGUAGUGAAAGUCAAAAAUGGAGAGCUGCUAGCUUUCCUCUCUCUUGCUAAUUUCCACUAUGUACAGCGGGUGGCUCAUUUCUGGCAAUUUUCUAGCUAGAGUAGGAAAAUUAAAUCACACACCAUUUGGGAAGUCAUUUAAUUACCUUUCAUUUCUUCUCAGAAACACAGUCUGGAUUAUAUUAUGGUUCUUGGGCCUAUUACAAAAUAUUCAUCUUAAGCAGUAUCACAAAAAGAUUAAAUUCUCCUUUGCUGCAGCAUCUCCGAUCCUGACUC